Messenger RNA from Rhagoletis pomonella (apple maggot), 439 nucleotides. RefSeq names its product protein insensitive-like. NCBI's taxonomy places the organism in Eukaryota, Metazoa, Arthropoda, Insecta, Diptera, Tephritidae. Gene Ontology annotation, cellular component: nucleus. Gene Ontology annotation, molecular function: transcription corepressor activity; DNA binding. The record is from RefSeq and is a predicted model, not a curated record. Gene Ontology annotation, biological process: positive regulation of neuron differentiation; negative regulation of Notch signaling pathway.
ACUGCGUCUAAGAAUAAAUCGGAACCGAAAGUUGCUUACUGUUCGAUAGGACCGAACAACACUCGUAUACCUACGAAGAUUUUUGAUGCCAUCAGCUGGACUUCUGCAUCAAUAGCGACACGAAAACUAAUGAUGGCCAUCUUUAAUCGCGAAACCUUAGCCACACAUUCUAUGACCGGGAAGCCGUCGCCUGCUUUUAAAGAUCAUAAUAAACCACUUAAGAAAAUGCUUAAUCCAUUAGCCAUACAAGACAUUAUAUUUGCUGUUACACGUAGGUGUGUCGUUUCGGAGAAGGAGGUUCGUAACGCCAUCACCACCAAGUGCGCUGAUGAAAACAAAAUGUGGAAAUUGGCUGUGGCCAAAACCCAAUCAUUAUGUGAACAUGAUAAAGAAAAUGUCGGCUAAGAUAUAAAUAAAAUAUUGAGAAGUCAAAUCAGCA